Molecule: messenger RNA, 5190 nt
Organism: Oncorhynchus keta (chum salmon)
Lineage: Eukaryota; Metazoa; Chordata; Actinopteri; Salmoniformes; Salmonidae
Exons: 3
Coding region: 310-1041 (243 amino acids)
Source: RefSeq, a predicted model, not a curated record
GAGGGAAGAAAGAAAAGAGAGAGGGAAUGAAAGCGAGUGACAUGAGGAGAAAAUGGGCAGAUUAUUUGUGUCCUGUGUCAUCAUCACCGAAGACUGUCCGUGCUAUCCCAUGUUCAGAGAACGGGUGAGGAGUUCCACUGUGUCUGCCAACAGAUGGGGAAGGCUAAGUUGCUGCGUCUGGAGCGGAGCUGAAUCAUAACGUCUGAGAAGCACAUGCCUCCCUGACUGCUGCCUGCGCUCUUCCCUAUUUGCUUACAGGCUUCAGGAUAUCCACUCGGUGAAGAUGUAGUCCAUUUGGUUUCCGUGGAGAUGUCUCUAAACAGGGCCUCCUCUUGUCGCAUCCCUCCUGCCCUGUUGCCGUGGCUACUGUGGACUCUGUGGGUUCUACUCGUCCCCACGACCGUCACCUCGAACACGGGCCCCGGCAACAGCACCCUGCUCUUCAACAGUGCCGCCCACGGCAACAGCCUGCGGAAAUGCAGCUGCUCCACCCACAUCCAGGACUGUGACGAGGCGUUGGCAAACCUGAUGUGCAGCUGCCGCACCAUGUCGCACUCAGAGCUGACCCCUGGGGGCCUGAGGGAGCAGGGUAGCUUGACCAUGUGGCUCAGAGAGCCUUGGGUCCUCACAGAGCUACUGAAUGGGAGUGUGGUGCCAGACCUGCGCCUGUCCUACUGUGGACCCGGGUCCCUAGACAUCCCCACCCAGUACCUGGCCCUGUUCGGUCUCCGUAGGCUGAGGGUCCACAGCGCUGCCCAGGGUGCCCCACACCCGGAGCAGGUCCUCACAAUCGCCUCUGGGACUGAGGAUAUAGACGUGAUGGGCUCCCUAGCCUCCACUGACCCCUCGUCUAUCCUUCAUGUCUCCUUCCUGGAUGUAGCAUUGCUUAAUGGCUUAUCGUCCCUAAAGGCCUACAGUGUGAGCGCCCCUCCCAUGCCCACCCUCUCCCAGUACUUCCCCCACCUGCCCCUGUACCCUUCCACCCCUCUGGACCAGCCCCCAGACCCCCAACAGGACUGCCUCUUCACCUUCAUCUACUAGACCUGUAGGCUCUGAGCAGAGAGCAGGGCUGGGUCAGUCCCUCAGCUAAAUAGAUCUAUGGAAACUAGACUGGGCUGGAUGGAUAACACUGAAGUGGUAAGUGCAAGAGCUCCAUUCACCCUGAUGUUACUGAAUGGACUUGAUGUGCAGAGAGCUAUGCUGCUUUUCAAUUUGUUUCUAUAUAGUGCGUUUCUACGCUGCAGAAAACACUAUUCCAAUAUCCACAAGAAGACUCUGGACAAGACAAGACAACCAUCUCUGAGAAGAAGAAGGAGGCAUCUUGCAGUAUCAAUGCAAGAGCAAGGCAGAGAAUAAGAGAUGGAAAGAGACUUGAGAACGAGACAGAGAACAAGACAAGGACGGCAUCCGUCUGCUGCUCUAAAGACUAACAGAAAGCUUGUAGGCCUGCUGUUAUGAAUGCUAUCAGAUAGUUAGCUUGUAGGCCUGCUGUUAUGAAUGCUAUCAGACAGUUAGCUUGUAGGCCUGCUGUUAUGAAUGCUAUCAGAUAGUUAGCUUGUAGGCCUGCUGUUAUGAAUGCUAUCAGAAAGUUAGCUUGUAGGCCUGCUGUUAUGAAUGCUAUCAGAAAGUUAGCUUGUAGGCCUGCUGUUAUGAAUGCUAUCAGAAAGUUAGCUUGUAGGCCUGCUGUUAUGAAUGCUAUCAGACAGUUAGCUUAUAGGCCUGCUGUUAUGAAUGCUAUCUGACAGUUAGCUUUGCCAGCUGCUCUUUUCUUCAGUUAUUCGGUGCAGAUGGCCUAUUAAGGCAUGUUGUUUUGAAGCAGGUUACCAUGGCUCCCCUAUAAAUGGGUCUUCCUGGUUGGAACCCUAAUGGAUAGUCAGGUCAUGUGACUGUUCUUAGUGGAACUGUACGGUUGUGGACCCACCUUAAGCUGGACUUGGUUGGGUUUUGUAAUUCAAGAUGAAGCUGACGUAGAAGCCUUUUGGACUGGUGUGUUCUGGUGACUGGGUCCGUCCGGCCCAUGCUGGAUUGAUUACAUCACUGUGUUUCUGUUGUUCUAGAAUACAGGCUUGUCCUGGAACGGCCUUGGUCUCACCCCUAUGGUCCACAAUAUGUCAUUCUGCUCAUGUUCUAGAAUGAGCAUGUCUGUACCCUUUUAGUUUUUAAGUAGUACCCUGGCCAGGGAUUAGACCAUGUUAGUAAAAGUUAAUAAAUCUUACCCUUGGUUUAAAAAAUAAUAAUAAUAAGAGGGGGAAGAAGGAACAUCACAAGAGGUGUUAGGAAAUAUUUUCUGAUCUCCAACUCAAAUAACAAAUAGCACAUGUUUUAUUUUCAGCUGACAUCCGGAGAGAGACAUAGUCAUAUCAUUAAUCUAAAACCACCCUCACAAACCGACUGCAGCCAACACUUCUGUUCUGCGUGUGUGUGUGCCUAGGCGUGCAAGUGUACAUGCAUAUUCUUAUAUACGUCUUGUAAAUAAUUGUUGAAGAUGGGUGACGUGACGCUUCAGUUCCUCUGCCUGCCCUGUGGUGAGCAAUGGUGGGUAUUUUCUAGAUUAGGUCACUCCAGAACACACUCACUAAUGACAGUUGGGAAAUGAAGUUUCCUGGAUUAUUCUACAAUGACAUGACACUACAACAUGCAGACGCAUCAGAUCACAACCACAUCGAUGUAUUUAAGAGAGCUGGCAGUGCUGAAUAUGGUCUCUAAUUCUACACAUUCGGUUAUAUAGCAUUAGUGAAAUAUUCCAGUGGAAUAUUAAAACAUUUCCUAUGUCAUGUUAAUCAGGACCAAACACAUCUCGGAUACAAUCUCUCAAGCUCAGGCUCUCUCUGUAGAGACAGAAACCUGACGCUAGUGCUUCCCAUUUGGAGAAUUUAGGUCACACCUCUGGGGAACCAUUUACUGUGGAUUAAACAUUUAGGCUAGGUCGUCACAAAAUGUGUCGCUCCUCACGCUCACUGUCUGCACCCUAAAGUAUAUCUCAGUCACUCACAAUCCGGGCAGAACGAUCCAUGAGCCUCCGUAGCAGGAGAUGGGUGCUUGUGUAUCAUGUCAUGUUUAUUAUUAACUAGUGUUGCUACUUUGAUUUUAAAGCACCUUUUGAUUCAAGCACUUUUUUUCUUCACUGUAUCAUAUCAGGAUAUUUUUUGAAGGUAUAUACAGUUGAAGAUUGAAGUUUACAUACACCUUAGCCAAAUACAUUUAAACUGAGUUUAUCACAAUUCCUGACAUUUAAUCAUAGUAAAAAUUCCCUGUUUUAGGUCAGUUAGGAUCACCACUUUAUUUUAAGAAUGUGAAAUGGCAAAAUAACAGUAGAGAGAAUGAUUUCUUUCAGCUUUUAUUUCUUUCAUCACAUUCCCAGUGGGUCAGAAGUUUACAUACACUCAAUUAGUAUUUGGUAGCAUUGCCUUUAAAUUGUUUAACUUGGGUCAAACGUUUCGGGUAGCCUUCCAUAAGCUUCCCACAAUAAGUUGGGUGAAUUUUGUCCCAUUCCCCCUAACAGAGCUGGUGUAACUGAGUCAGGUUUGUAGGCCUCCUUGCUCGCACACGCUUUUUCAGUUCUGCCCACAAAUUUUCUAUAGGAUUGAGGUCAGGCCUUUGUGAUGGCCACUUCAAUACCGUGACUUUUUUGUCCUCAAGCCAGUUUGCCACAACUUUGGAAGUAUGCUUGAGGUCAUUGUCCAUUUGGAAGACCUAUUUGCGACCAAGCUUUAACUUCCUGACUGAAGUCUUGAGAUGUUGCUUCAUUAUAUUCACAUAAUUUUCCUAUCUCAUGAUGCCAUCUAUUUUGUGAAGUGCACCAGUCCCUCAUGCAGCAAAGCACCUCCACAAUAUGAUGCCGCCACCCCCGUGCUUCAUUUUUGGGAUGGUGUUCUUCGGCUUGCAAGCCUCCCCCUUUUUCCUCCAAACAUAACGAUGGUCAUUAUGGCCAAAAAGUUAUAUUUUUGUUUCAUCAGACCAGAAGACAUUUCUCCAAAAAGUACGAUAUUUGUCCCCAUGUGCAGUUGCAAACCGUAGUCUGGCUUUUUUAUAGCAGUUUUGGAGCUGUGGCUUCUUCCUUGCAGAGCGGCCUUUCAGGUUAUGUCGAUAUAGGGCUCGUUUUACUGUGGAUACAGAUACUUUUGUACAUGUUUCUUCCAGCAUCUUCACAAGGUCCUUUGCUGUUGUUCUGGGAUUGAUUUGCACUUUUUGCACCAAAGUACGUUCAUCUCUAGGAGACAGAAGGUGUCUCCUUCCUGAGCAGUAUGACAGCUGCGUGGUCCCAUGGUGUUUAUACUUGCGUACUAUUGUUUGUACAGAUGAACGUGUACCUUCAGGCGUUUGGAAAUUGCUCCCAAGGAUGAACCAGAAUUGUGGAGGUCUACAAUUAUUUUUCUGAGGUCUUGGCUGAUUUAUUCAGAUUUUUCCAUGAUGUCAAGCAAAGAGGCACUGAGUUUGAAGGUAGGCCUUGAAAUACAUCCACAGGUACACCUCCAAUUGACUCAAAUCAUGUCAAUUAGCCUACCAGAAGCUUCUAAAGCCAUGACAUCAUAUUCUGGAAUUUUCCAAGCUGUUUCAAGGCACAGUCAACUUAGUGUAUGUAAACUUCUGACCCACUGGAACUGUGAUACAGUGAAUUAUAAGUGAAAUAAUCUGUCUGUAAACAAUUGUUUGAAAAAUUACCUGUGUCGUUGCACAAAGUAGAUGUCCUAACCGACUUGCCAAAACUAUAGUUUGAUAAUAAGACAUUUAUGGAGUGGUUGAAAAACAACUACAACGUAAGUGUAUGUAAACUUUCGACUUCAACUGUAUGCUUUGCAGAAACCUGUAUAAAUCACAUAUAGAUAAGUACAGGCUCUCUGGUGUUGGGACUGGCUGUAUAAAUCACAUAUAGAUAAGUACAGGCUCUCUGGUGUUGGGACUGGCUGUAUAAAUCACAUAUAGAUAAGUACAGGCUCUCUGGUGUUGGGACUGGCUGUAUAAAUCACAUAUAGAUAAGUACAGGCUCUCUGGUGUUGGGACUGGCUGUAUAAAUCACAUAUAGAUAAGUACAGGCUCUCUGGUGUUGGGACUGGCUGUAUAAAUCACAUAUAGAUAAGUACAGGCUCUCUGGUGUUGGGACUGGCUGUAUAAAUCACAUAUAGAUAAGUACAGGCUCUCUGGUGUUGGGACUGGCUGUAUAAAUCACAUAUAGAUAAGUACAGGCUCUCU